UUCCCAGGCGUCUCCGGCGGCUUUUACUGCGCUCGGGGCGGCGCCGGCGCUCAGUGUGUUUGGAGCCGGCAGACGGGCGGGCCGGGCCCGCGAGCAUGGGGGUGAGGUAGGGCCGGGCCAGCCGCGGACGGGACGCGAGCGCGGCUGUGCGAGCGGAGCCGGGCCUGAGCGGCUGCAGGGAGGGACGCGGAGCCGGCUGGAGGAUGGAGGAUAAGAAAGAGGAGGGCGAGGCGGAGAUCCAGGAGCACGGGCCCGAGCACUGGUUCAGCAAGUGGGAGCGGCAGUGUCUGGCCGAGGCCGAGCAGGAGGAGGCGCUGGCCCCGGAGCUGCAGGACGAGGCGGCGGCGCAGCCCGAGCAUAAGCAGCAGAAGCUCUGGCACCUGUUUCAGAACUCGGCCACCGCCGUGGCGCAGCUCUACAAGGACCGGGUGUGCCAGCAGCCGGGGCUCUCCCUCUGGGUCCCCUUCCAGAACGCUGCCACUGCGGUCACCAACCUCUACAAAGAAAGUGUGGAUGUCCAUCAGCGAAGCUUUGAUGUAGGAAUUCAGAUUGGCUAUCAGCGUCGGAAUAAGGAUGUGUUAGCUUGGGUUAAAAAACGCAGAAGAACUAUUCAUAGAGAAGACUUGAUCAGCUUCCUAUGUGGAAAAGUUCCUCCUCCAAGAAAUUCUAGAGCUCCCCCAAGACUGACUGUAGUAUCCCCUAACCGAGCUACUUCAACAGAAACGAACUCAUCUGUAGAGACUGAUUUGCAACCCUUCCGUGAAGCCAUAGCUCUGCAUGGUCUUAGUGGUGCAAUGGCGAGUAUAAGUGUUCGUUCAAGUACCCCAGGCUCGCCCACUCACGUGAGCAGUGGCUCCAAUGCUAGUCGAAGGAGAAAUGGACUCCAUGAUGUUGAUUUGAACACUUUCAUAUCAGAAGAAAUGGCACUCCACUUGGACAAUGGUGGAACUAGGAAGCGUACCUCAGCCCAAUGUGGCGAUGUCAUUACAGACUCACCAACUCAUAAACGCAACAGAAUGAUCUAAACUGCAAAAAUUUCAAACCCACCAUGCUGCUUGAAAGCCACUUGAUCCUCAGAGUACUAUUGAAAAGGAAACAUCAGGCCAUCUUUCCAUAUUCACUGUUAAAAACAAAUUAAUUCAAUAAUUGCCAUAAGUAAGUUUUAGAUAUUACAUUAGAUGCCUCUUGUAACUGCAGCUUUCUUAAACUAUAUUCUUAGCAGAGGACAUCAGAUAUUGUGUAGUAGUUAAGUUAGCAAGUUCAUCAUAGGCGAACAUGUAUCUGUUCCAAGGCUAAAAGUGACCUUACUUGUAUUAUUAAAGGGAAAGGAAAUUUCAGAUGUUUAUUUGGUUAUAGAAUGCUUUUUUGUCCUUUUAUUUCCUGCUGUGUUGAGUAUUUGCUUAAACAGUAUUGCCGGUUUGACUGAAAUUGUCUACAACAUGACUUGGCAUCUUUGUCAAAACUGCAGGCUUCCAUUUUUGCAGCACUGUACCAUGCACCUAGUUUCUAUAUAGUAACAGUGUGCAAGUUAUAAAUAUUGGACUGUACCCUUUUUAGUUUUAAAAGCAGUUGAUAAUUCUGGUGGUUGUGUGAUAAUGUAAAGAGGUGCUAUGAUGGUCAUACAAUUAAUACUUAAUAUUGAAUCAAUACAAGGAUCUUUAUUGGAUUCACUUUGUGUGUUUUAGUGCUCUGAAGUAGCAAUAUUAAACUUUUUUCCCCAAUUAACUUAAUAGGCUUUUAAACCAGUUUGAGAAAAUAUAUGUACUUAUUGGUAUUAUCCUUGUGGUAAUCAUACACAGUGCAGACUGCACCAGUGCUGACCUAAAUUUAGAGGAAGAUGUCCUGUAAUUGGAAAAUAGGCUUUUCUGUUCAGUAUUAGUGAAGGGUAGGUUUUGUGUACACCCAUACCCAUUUUUGCAUUUCUUGUGAAGUAAUUGCCCAAUGCUGGGGAGGGGUGGGAGGAGAGGGAAUGAGGGGGAAUAGUUGGAAGAGGGGUGUGUUCUAACAAGUAAGACUUCUGGUCGCAUGUGGAAACUUGGACUAACUUAAAUAAGAUUCUGUGUGACGCCGUCUCCUUCAGGAGGGAGUGACAUGCAGGUUCUGUGUAGUGCUAAGGAAAUAAUUUAAAACUGGAAAUUGAUUAUAAAGCUCUGGAUAAACAUGCUGUAAGGAUGAAUUAGGAUAAAUGGCUUUCUUUUUGUGUUGAGCUUACAUUCAUAGGAUUGAACUCUGGCUGCCAUAACUUAAACAUAAUCUAAAACUGAACUAGUUUACAUUAUCCUUCUCCAUUCCCAUUUCUGACUGGGGAAGGAUAAGUGUCUGUCUCAGUGUCAUGACUAUUUUUACAUGGAGAUGCAGUAAGUCUUUGGCAGAGGACUCUGGCUUUUAGGGCCUCCAAGUCCCUGCCUAGGAAAGAGAUAAUACAGGAGGAAUAAGAAAACAAAGAGCUCAAAACCUGCAAGUUGGGAAGGGGUGAGGUGGUAUGCGUACUUUAACUGGAAGCAUAGGCUGGCUCUGGGAUGAAGUGCAACUAGGCUAGAUUCACAACACUAGAAUGUGGUGGUCUAGCUAUGUUAAGGCACCUUGAGCUCCAUGUGAAUACACAGCUCUUCAGGACUUUUCGCUUACACGCUUUUAGAGUUGGGUUUUUUUUUGGGUAUCAUCUUCCUUGUCUGAGGCAGACUUCACUGCAGUUUCACUCCUUUCUACCCUGAUGUCCUCUCCUUGGUGUUCUUGUAGUUGAGGCAAGACAGCAAUGAUCUGUUAAUUCCUCAGAAUUAAAGAUUCUCUACUGAGAGCGUGAUUUCCUUGCUUUGUGGUGCUUCCGUCAAAUUUCUUGCAUCAAAGAGCUCUUGAAGAUGUCAACAGUUGCACAAUACUGUAGCUAGAGGUUUUGUAGUUCAUGGGACAAGUGUAAAAACUGUCCAAAGCAAGAUGGUAACUGUUCAAAACCCUCACCUGUGUUACAUAGCUGAACUUGCACAUCACCUGUCGACUUGGUAUACAUUGAUUUCAGUUACUGCUAUUAACUAUGAUUCAUAAGACUUAUUUUAUGUAAGAUAUUAAUACUGCAUAAGGCUAGUUUUCAUUUGGAGACUGCAUUUUCAACAAAGACGUGGAAGAAGGUAUCUUUAAGUAAAUCUGUUAGUAUUUAUUAGGCAGAGGCACUUUCCUGUUCCAAAAGAGGAAUCUGUAGUCCUGAAUAGAAAAGGACUUGGGAGAACCAUUCUUCAGCUUUUCUUUCUAUUCAUUCACUGCCUUGUACAACUAAGAUGCUUGUGCUCUGUGACAUCUAACACUUCACUGUUGUGGUAAAGGUAACAGCAUAUUGGUAUCAGUUCUGCACAUCCAGACUGGACUGUAACAGUGCUUCUGGUCUAUCCCAAAUAUACAGAGCCUGUUUAAAUUACUUCUGUUCCUUGCAGUGACACAAAUCAUGUUUAAUGCUUUGAAGCAUUAAUUCAGUCUAGUACAGUCUAAACCAAAAUUUGUCUGGCUUUUUACUUAAUUUGUGCCAUUUUGAAAGCAAGCAGGCUUAGGUAUUAAACUGAUUGCAUUAAUGUUCUUUUGCUUGUACCUUAAAUAUUUGGUAACUUUUGGAUUUGUUUCUUGUUUAGCCCAACUGUCAUUUGUUCUUUGUUAACCUCUGCCAGAAGGAUCAAAAAAAAAAAAAUGCAUGUGUUCAUCUGUUAAACACAAGGAGAAAAGAUUGUUCCUUAAAAAAAUAAAACCUGUUCAGUACCUGUUGCUUUGAAGACUAUUUCUUGUGCCAGUGUAGGAAAUUGACACUCUGGAAAUAGCAUUGAGCUGUUCUCCAAACUGUAGCUCCUGGAGCCAGAAGCAAGUUGAUUUUUCUGUAAGAAACACUGAAUUGAGAACUGUUUUAGUUUGGUUUAAAACAAACAAACAAACAAUGGUGCUCACUUUUGCUUUCUCCUCUGAAUCGUAUAGUUGACCGUUCUCUUCUCCAUGUACAUCGAAUCUUAACAUGAAUGUGCGGCAAGUUACAUAAAGUACAUCCUGCACUGAAGCUACUGAGCUUGGCUUGCUUAUUAAUGAAGUAAGUUUUAAAUGUUAAAUUGAAAUCUAUAUUACAGUAAAGUAAUGCAAAAAUGAUUUUGGCUGAAACUGAAGUCCUGCAGUUAAACUUACUCUCAAAUGUGGUUUACCCAGCUGGAGUAAUAGAAACUCUUUAAGGCAUAAUAAACCUAAUAAAAUUUUAAAUACAA
Molecule: messenger RNA, 4229 nt
Organism: Colius striatus (speckled mousebird)
Lineage: Eukaryota; Metazoa; Chordata; Aves; Coliiformes; Coliidae
Gene: HAPSTR1
Product: HUWE1 associated protein modifying stress responses
Exons: 4
Coding region: 204-1025 (273 amino acids)
Source: RefSeq, a predicted model, not a curated record